Molecule: messenger RNA, 696 nt
Organism: Peromyscus eremicus (cactus mouse)
Lineage: Eukaryota; Metazoa; Chordata; Mammalia; Rodentia; Cricetidae
Product: olfactory receptor 8S1-like
Exons: 3
Coding region: 1-696 (231 amino acids)
Biological process (GO): G protein-coupled receptor signaling pathway
Cellular component (GO): membrane
Molecular function (GO): G protein-coupled receptor activity
Source: RefSeq, a predicted model, not a curated record
AUGGAAGUUAGGAAUGUCACUGAGUUUGUGCUCCUGGGACUGACCAGCAACCCUCGGACUCGGGUGCUGCUGUUUGCGCUGUUCUUGGUGAUUUACCUCUUGACCCUCACGGGGAACCUGCUGAUGCUGCUGGUGAUUGGCUCCGAUUCCCACCUUCGUACCCCCAUGUAUUUCUUCCUGAGACACCUCUCCUUUAUAGAUGCUUUCUAUUCCUCAGUCAUUGUGCCCAAGUUGCUGAGGAACCUGAUUUCUGAGUGGAAGACUAUAUCAUCCCUGGGGUGUUUCACUCAGAUCGCCCUGGUCAUAUUUUCUGGGGCCACCGAGGCCUGCCUCCUUUCCGCCAUGGCCUACGACCGGUUCCAGGCUGUGUGUCACCCACUGUUGUAUGUGGUCACUAUGAAUGGAAAGGUGUGUUCUGGGCUGGCGGGUAUAUCCUGGGCCAUAGGGAUCAGUGCCAGCCUGAUUAACACCCUCCUGCUGGCCCAAGAGCACUUCUGUGGCCCGAACGUCAUCCACAGCUUUGCCUGUGAGAUUCCUCCCGUGCUCUCGCUGAAAAUUCUGGGAAGCUCCAGCUUCGAACAGGUCAUCAAAUGGACUCCAGGUCCCCUCAAAAUCUGCAUCCUGGACAGCUUCAAGAUGGCUGCCCCAAGUGGUCCAACCUCACAGACAGCUUCAAGUAGGCCUGCACUUUCCUAG